GAACACACAAUGUACCUACGUAUGUUCCGCCGCGCCGCACCGCCGGUCAGCGGAUAGCUUAAUGACUUCAUUAGUCGGGCCGACCGACCCCUCCCGCAAUCGAUAAUCGUAAACUAAACCACUUUACGGCCAUUCUAAUUCGUGUGCAAACCCUUUUUUUUCGUUUCCAUCCAUUUCAGAAUGUUUCACAACCGUGGCGGCACCGCCGUGGCCAUCUGGUGGUGGACCAGCUACUGCUACUGGGUGCUGCUGCUGCUGCUGCUCGGCGGGCUCGUACAUCGGACGGCCGGGCUGGACCCGAAGUUCGAUCCCUCGACCCGUAUGCGGCUGGUGCUGGUUCCGGCGGACGCCACCGUCGGUUCGGUCAUCUACCGGUUGCGAGCCACCGACGACGAGUUCGAGUAUCCGCUGCAGUUUGAGCUAGUCGGGGACGCCGCAUCGUCAACCGUCCAGAUCGAGACCCUGCCGUGCACCAAAUUCAACUCGAUCUGCCAGGCGAACGUGAUCCUGACGAGGCGACUGGAAGCGGGCCGCUACUACGACUUCCAGGUGUCGGUGAAGGACACCAAGGGUGGCAUGUCCGUGCAGGCGUGCUCGAUAACGGCCACCAACUUUACCACGCCGCAUGACCUCAUUUUUCCGCACAAAACGGGUAUCAUCAUGGUGCCGGAGGACGCCAAAAAAGGCACCGAACUGGACUACGUGCUGGCAAACCGGAAUCCGCUCCUGCAAAAGCCGGUCUAUUUGGAGCUUUGGGGUUCACCACUGUUUGCCAUCCGACAGAAAAUUGUGUCCACGGACAUGACGGAAGGAACCAUCUUCCUGCUGGGUCCGCUGGACUUCGAGAAGCAGGCCAUGUACCACCUGACCGUCCUUGCCAACGACGCCUACGCAGAACCGGGUCAGGAUUCGCGCAACAUUGCCGGCCUGGAGGUCGUGAUCAUCGUCGAAGACGUACAGGACGUUCCGCCGGUGUUCACGGUGGCGCCGCCCGUUACCCGGCUCCCGCCGGGGCUGAUUCCCGGCGAUAAGGUUCUGCAAGUUCACGCCGAAGACGGCGACAAAGGGGUGCCGCGGGAAAUUCGCUACGGGCUGGUUUCCGAGGGCAAUCCAUUUACGUCGUUUUUCGAAAUCAACGAAACUAGCGGUGAAAUUUCUCUGCUCCGUCCGCUGGACGACAUCCUGGCACUCACGCACGUCGGCGACCCGGUCCUACUGACAGUAAUUGCCGAGGAGGUCAAGGUUACUCGCGAUGAACCGCCGGCCAUGGCAACUACCGUGCAGCUGGCGUUUUUCCUGCCCGAACGCAGCAACUCGCCGCCGUACUUCGAGAAUGACCAUUAUGUCACUCGGCUGGAGGAAAAUGCCGCCCCCGGAACGACGCUCUCUUUCACCGAUCCGUACACGCCCCGUGUGAUGGACGACGAUGCGGGAAAAAAUGGCGUCUUCUCACUGACACUGAUCGGGAAUAACGGUACGUUCGAAAUCUCACCGAACGUGGCCGAAGGGCACGCUAAUUUCGUCAUUCGAGUCCGGGAUAAUUCGCUGCUAGACUACGAAACGGCCGAAUACGUUCACUUUCAAAUCCUAGCCCAGGAACUCGGUCCGGCAACGAACCUCUCCGCCUCGGUGAACGUUACCGUGUACCUGUCGGACGUCAACGACAACCCACCGGUCUUCGAACAAAACGAUUACAUCGUUGAUCUACCGGAAAACAUGACCGCUGGAACGCGAGUGGUUCAAGUGCACGCCACCGACGUGGACACUGGUUUGGGAGGAAAAAUCCGCUACACUCGUAUUCUCGGUCCGCAGAACACCUCCCUCAACCUGGAUCCCACCUCCGGGGUCAUAACCGUAGCCAUCAACAACCACGGCUUCGACCGGGAAGCCAUGCCCGAGUACCACCUGUACGUGGAAGCUCGCGACGACGAUGGCAUCGGCAACCGAGCCCAAGUCCUCCUCGUAAUCCGUCUCAUCGACGUAAACGACGAAACGCCCAUCUUCGAGAAGAGCCUGUACGAGUUUAUCCUCUCCUCCAACCUACGCAACUUCACCGUACCGGCGUACAUCAAAGCCAUCGACAACGACGCCGAAGCGCCGAACAACGAGGUCCGCUACGAGCUGAUCUACGGCAAUUACGAGAACAAAUUCGAACUGCACCCGAUAACGGGCGAACUGAAGCUCACUUCCGCUCUGGUGCGGCGGACGAAAAACGUCCGCCAGCGGCGCCAACUAACUAGUCAACAGCUAACCACCACCGACACCGGCGGUGGCACCUCGGCAGACUCGGACGUAUUCGUGCUGACCGCGCGGGCAUUCGACCUCGGGGUUCCAGUGCGCUUUUCCACCACCACCAUUCGGGUCUAUCCGCCGGAAAGUCGAACCCGAACGAUGACCUUCAUCGUGCCCGGUCACGAUCCGGACCGGGCUCGGGUGCAGGAAACUCUCGCUGACGUGACCGGCGGUCGGGUUAUCAUUCAGGAGAUCCGACCGUACAGCGGCAGCGUUCCCGGGGCCACCGACAUCGGUGGGAACAGCAAGGACCGCAGUGUGGUGCUGGCGACCAUUCUGUACGACGGUGACUCGGUGGUGGACAUUGGCCGCAUCCAGCAACGGCUGUCCGCGAACGGAACCGCCGUACACAGCGGCGGUAUCAGUCAGGACGAACGAAGUGCGAUUCUCUACAAGGCGGAGAACCGAGUGCUGUUCUGGUUGCUGAUCUUCCUAGCCAUCCUGCUGGCGCUGGGCAUUCUGACCCUGCUGCUGUGCUGCAUUUGUCCCUGGUGUCCGCUGUACGCCGCCACGAGAAAAAGAGUAAUUAGAGUCAAUAGUAUCGAAGAUGAUGUACAUCUUGUUCAUAGAGAGCAAGGCAUUGGAAAACAAUCAAAAUCGGUCCAGGUCGCGGAAUGGAUGGGACGAAGAGAAGCCUGGUCGGCGGAUCGAUCGUCCGAUUCCCGUACAAAGCCGACGCGCUGGGAAUUUAGAGGAAGACGACACACUAACAAAGCCUCACUAGCGGCGGCUGCAGCGGCUGCUGCCGCCGCUGGCGGUGCCGGAUCAUCGUCGACAGCAGCAGGCGGCGGUGGCGGUCGAGACAAUCGAGGACACACAAUCGACGACGACGACGAUAACGGUGGUGGCGGCGGAGGCGGAGGAGGAGGACCAGGCGGUGAUAGCAGUGGCGGUGGACCAAGAGGAGGAAGAGAUAAGAGAGUUAAAAAAGCGAUGACCGAAGUCGGUGGUAGAGGCAAGGAGCAAUCAGUUAAGAUUAGAAACGAGUACAACUCAAAGUCGGCAAACAAAAGCAUCGGUGGAGGCGGAGGUGGAGACGGUGGCGGUGGCGGUGCCGUCGUCGUUGGUGACGGACUGCACCGGUCGCGUAGCAACCUGCUGAACAACGAGCAACGGACGGACAUGUACAUCGAGGAUGUGGACGAUCACGAUCCGGAGUAUCAGUCGCUGCGGCGGGUCCAUCAGCCGCAGGUUCAGCAGACGCAGAUCGAUGACGAUUCGAUGCGGCGGCACGAAAUGGACCGGGGAAGUGAUUUGAACUACGAAAGAAGGGGGAGCUUCCGGCGGCAGGGUGGAAUCGGGAACAAUGGAGGGUUGGAUGAUGGGAUCGAACCGAGGGAUCAGUAUUAUAUUAAGGAUGGGAAUGCGGAGAUUCUGCGGUUGAUUACCAGAGGAAGGAAUGAGGAAGAGAAUAUCUAUGUGAAUGUUCCGCAGCGCGGUGGAGGUGGAGGGGGAGGCGGUGUUGGAGGUCCGGGGCAGUACAUAAUGGUGGACAAUGGAGGAAAGGAGAUUUUGAUGAGGCGAUACAUUGAGGAGCAAGCUAAUGGCAAGCAGAUUAUCCGGGAGCACUAUCAGCUGCUUCCGGGGACGACUUUCAUACAGACAAUACCGAACGAAGUCCCCGGAGGUUACCGGGGGGAGCACGUGACCGAGGUAAAGAUCGGCCACGAUCAGAAGACGAUGAAGGGCUCCGAUCGGGACGUGGAUGAGGACGACAUUCACAUAACUCACGCGGUUUCGAACCAUUCGUUGAUUCAGCAGGAGUUGGAGAAUUCUUUGAAGCAGCAGAAUGCUCUGCUGCGGCAGAUUCUUCUGGAGAAAGAGAAGCUGGAGGAGAAGUACAACCAACAGGAUCAGGCGCUGGAGACGCAGAGCUUGCCGUGUCAAUCGAUGGCGGUCGUUGCGGCCACGCAAACGGAUUGUGAAACGGCCACCCAAACCGAACCGGUUAAAAUCGAACGGCGUCGAACGAAGAGCGAAAAUGACGACUCCCUGUCGGAGGAUGAAUACGAAUACAUUAAGUUUAGUCCACCGGACAGUCCGGAUGGAGUGUAUCUGAUCAAGCGGAAGCGAACGCGGAAGAAGACCAAGUACAAAGCUGGCGAUGGAGACUCCAUGGACAGUCGGACCGGUCGCCGUUUCAUCACGGUGGAGUCCGUAAAGCGGAAGAUCCGGACACCGAUUCAGGAGGAGGAUGAGCACAAAAAAACACCGCCGCGGCAUGCCGAAACCAGAGCGAGCAUUCUCCGGCGAAAACGGAACGAAGAACGACUGAAAAAGGACGUGCUGAUGGAGAUUUCCGACUCGCUGGAGGACAAGGACAGCAAGAAGAAGGAGAAACGAAAAAAAGUGUACAAAAAGAACGUUAAGUAUUACGAAGAUUCCGACGGUUCGGACAAGGACGUCGCGGUGCAGAAGUACUUCUCCGCCGAUAGUUUAGAUGAGAUCAAUUCCGACGUAGAGGACUACAGUUAUUCGGUCACGAAAACUUCCAAAUCGGUGACAGUUUCACCGCGAGCUGGCGUACAGCAGCGAAUAUCCCGGAGGGACAACAGAACAACGGAGACAACCAGAAUACGGCUGGCAAGCUCCGAGUCUCCGUCCAGAACUCUCAAAGGCCCGGCUCCGAAGCCUCCACGGUUAACCAAGUCCCUCUCGAAAGAGGGCCUGGAAGCGCAGGACGGAAAAGACAUCCCAGCCAAGUACAUGGAUUGGUACUACAAUUUGGGCAGAGACGAUUCCCUGGAAAAGAAGUCCAAACAAGACAAGAAACCGUUGAAAAAGAAGGUGGUCUCUUCGUCCUCUAAAGAGGACGAUGGAAAGUUCAAACCGGAACCGAUGCCUCGGACCUCUCCCCCGAAGGAUGCCCGUCUUCUGAAGGAAGACCUUCAACUCGCGAAGCGAGUUCAGUCGCAAUCCUCCGGCGAACCAACCAGCCAUCCCCUGCUGCAGCACUCCGAGCAUCGUUUCGAAGCCGAGUACGAUCCGCACUCGCAAGUUCCUCCACCGCCGGACAAGCUGCCCCACUAUCUGUACCCGGCGACGCCCCCAAUCGUGAACCGCGACAACAAAGUUCAAAUCAAAAUCGUCGAUUCGUCCGCCAGCAAACCGUCGCCCAUCAAAGAGCACGAAGUCAAGGAACCUCGACCUCGCCCGUCCGACUCCCAUCCGUCAGCGACGGCAACCGCAACAGCGACAGCGACAACAACCGCAACAACCACCAAAACGCUCAACGCAUCCACCCUGGAGGACGAUCACGAUUCCGGCAUCGCGAUGAACUCCCUGCUGCACAACAAAAGCAAACGGCACCCGAUCACGGACAAGAAGAGCAUCUUUACGAUCGCGUACGACGACGUACGCAUCCGGCAGAUCCGCUCGGAGAGCGAUACGCCGCCAUUUUCCUAACAGCGGCCGAAACAGCCGCCUGCUGGCCUGCACAGCAGACGACUACGGAAGCAGUACAACGACGCUCAAGCCGAACAGCACCAGCAGCGGCAGCAGCAGCAGCAGCGACCUGCAGGCGGAAAGCGAACCCUUUCGUACCGCAACAGUGACUGAUGCGAGCGAGCCGGAACCGGAAGCUGCUUCACCACAAACAACGGAGCAGAUUGUACAGUACAAAACCAGAUCCCGUCCACACUAAGAUUCCGUCCCGUGUGUGCUAAGCUUUUCCUUUCCUAAAAUACGAAUGUAAGUACGAAAUCCAAGUUCUAAAACAAUAUUGCGGAAAUGAAACCGAAAACUGCCAUAACUGAUAAGUUGUUCGUACGUACGGUGUGUGAGCGUAAGCGAGAGAAAGAGAAUAAUUAGAUUAGAGAUUUUUUAAAACAACCAACCGCGCGCGCGCCCGCCAUUUCUCGCCCUCUGGUAGAAGAACCCUGACGGUACAGUACAGUCAGCGGUUUUCCUAUACAUAUAAUUUAGUGCAACAACAACAAACUUCUAACUGAUGUGUCAUUCCGAACGUGCUAAGUUUCCUUUACCGUUUAAGAGAGCAACUAGAACCAGAAGUGUACAUUUUUAAUAAUACGCCUUAAUUUUUCCUUUAAGAUUUAAACUGCUAAGGCUCGAACUGUGUGUGUACAUAUUAGACUACUACUGGCAAGAAAAGCCAAGGUUCGAAGAAGAUCCGUUUAGAUUGUGAUUAGAAAACAUAGGAACAAGGAACGAGUCAGCCGGCGGUGCCACACCGUGGCGCGCUCUCGGCUACGAAAAAUCAAGCAAUUUAACUUUUUUUUUUGUUUGUUCGGGCGUCCUAGUUAUCAAAUAACUAGUCUGUUUUAGAUGUUUAGUUUAUCAAUAAUCGUCGGUACGAUACGCGCAGCAUACGUAGUGAUAUUUUUUUCUUCCAAAAUCGUAAACUAAGGUAAACAACACAACGGAGAGAACGAACGGUUCGGAAGGCGCAAGCAAAUUUCUUCCAGUAAAACAAUCGAAGCAAGCCGUCCGCCCGCCCGCAGGGCGGGUUGGCCUUGCAGUAGCAACGUAGUUGUGUUUGUUUGUUUAGUAAAUUGUGUUCUGUUUAUUUGUUGAUCCAGUGUACAAAACAAAAGCAAGAGAGAGUGAGAGAAAGAGGAUUCUAUUGUUUCUUUUUAUGUUUGGAAAUUUUUCCUGUCCCUUUCUAGCGACCUACCUGUGUUAAAUGUUAUUCUUACGUAGAUGAAACUAAAUGUUUAGUUUAGUUUAAUGUUGGAACUGUGUAAAAAAGUAGCUUUAAGAUUGUCCCCUAUGGAAUACAGAUAUAGUAGAGAAGCAGCAAAGCAGAAUUAUAGAUUGGAUAGACGACUCUAUAUCUUUCUAAAGCCUGUGUAAAGAAAAGGCAUCGAACGAGUUAAGAAAUUCAA
Sabethes cyaneus is the source of this 7136-nucleotide messenger RNA. It is a transcript of the gene Cad86C, whose product is annotated as cadherin-86C. The transcript has 12 exons. Lineage: Eukaryota; Metazoa; Arthropoda; Insecta; Diptera; Culicidae. Gene Ontology annotation, biological process: homophilic cell-cell adhesion. The record is from RefSeq and is a predicted model, not a curated record. Gene Ontology annotation, cellular component: plasma membrane. The coding region runs from base 181 to 5697 and encodes 1838 amino acids. Gene Ontology annotation, molecular function: calcium ion binding.